Messenger RNA from Peromyscus eremicus (cactus mouse), 2490 nucleotides. RefSeq names its product chromosome 6 C3orf80 homolog (gene C6H3orf80). The record is from RefSeq and is a predicted model, not a curated record. Bases 1 to 744 code for a protein of 247 amino acids. Lineage: Eukaryota; Metazoa; Chordata; Mammalia; Rodentia; Cricetidae. The transcript has a single exon.
AUGUGGGGCCCGGGGGUCACGGCCGAGGGCCUGUCGGUGGCUCCAGCGCCGCCGCCGCUGCUGCCGCUGCUGCUGCUGCUGGCGCUGGCGCUGGUGGCGCCCUCGCGGGGCGGCGGGGGCUGCGCGGAGCUGGCGUGCGGCGAGCGGGAGCGCUGCUGCGACUCGGCCAACGCCACGGCCGUGCGCUGCUGCAAGCUGCCGCUCCACGCCUUCCUGGACAACGUGGGCUGGUUCGUCCGCAAGCUCUCUGGGCUGCUCAUCCUGCUGGUCCUCUUCGCCAUCGGCUACUUCCUGCAGCGCAUCAUCUGUCCUAGCCCACGCAGGUACCCGCGUGGCCAGGCGCGCCCUGGCCAGGCACGACCCGGGCCUGCUGGAGGCUCCGGGCCGCCGGGGACCGCGGGGCAACCCGACGACGACGACGACUCGCCUGCUCUGUUGCGCGACGAAGUGGCCGCAGGCUCGCUGGACUCACUGCUGGACAGUGGCGGCGGCCGGGGCCGAGGAGGUGGCGGACGUCUGCCUCCGACCUGCGUUUCGGAGCACGAGCUGCGGGUGGUGUCGCCGGUCUUCCUCCAGCUGCCCAGCUACGAGGAGGUCAAGUACCUGCCCACCUAUGAGGAGUCCAUGCGGCUGCAGCAGCUCAGCCCUGCGGAGGUCGUGCUGCCAGUGUCGGUGCUGGGCCAUCCUCGAGGCGGUAGUGCCGGGGACCCCGACGGCGGCCAGGGCCGCUUCCCGCUCAUCUGAACGCCCGGAGCCUCAAGGAGAUCACCCGGACUGUACGAGGCUGGGGGCUGCGUGUGGCACGCAACAGCUGGUGUGUUGGCGGCCGCCACUGACUGCCUCUGACCAUACCUAGCAUCCCCGCACAACCUGUCGCCCCGCGCCUGGGUUGGGGUCAGUCCCCUCCCUCUCGCUCCCUGGAGAUCCUGUGUUUUUCUAUGUUUCUUUGGGCUCAAGGUUGGGCAGCUCGGCGGCGGGGGCGAUGGCUUUGGAUUAGCUGGCAGCUCCUCUUGGACGGUCGUCCCCGCCCUCUGCCAAGCCUCCCCCUGUGUUCACUGUAAGUGCCUGCUUCUCCAGUCCAAAAGAACCCGUAAACCUUUGGUGUGUCUAGAGACCCGCGGCUUGCUUUUAUGUUGGAAAAGGAAGGAGCGCAGGCCCAUUCCUUGCCCUCCUGCAUGGACGGGUCCCAGUCUCCCAAGACUGGAUGGUGAGGCCUUUGGCUCUAGGCCAUGGCCAGUGACUGCUGCAUGCGGGUCUGUGGAGGCAGCGCUUGGCUGUGAUGGAAUCCCUCUCUUGAGAAGGACCCAGAAAACCUUUUGGUGUCCCCCUGGCCAAUCAAAUAGUCACAGCUGACAGUUGACAGUUAGGUGGGGGAAGGGAUACCAUGAUGGAUGGUUUAGUGGCUGCAAGAUGUAGCAACUAGUUAAUCCGGACCCUAUUUGUAAUCUGGCACCGAUGAACUCUUGGUUUUUGUCAGUAAGGUGUUUGUCUUUUAUUUUUACAUUUUAUCAUGCACUAAACACAUCAGGAAGGAAGUUCAACAAUUUGACAGGGUAAUCACUGUUCUGUUUUAGGCCUGUAACCAUCAAGAGGUCGCCCACAUUCUGUCAUUGCUUAAUACAGUGUCGGACAUUAUUUCAUUAAAGGUGUGGGGAUGGUCAAACAGGAAAUGUGAUGUAAAAACAUGAAGGAUAUCUUAUUUUCACUAUUUAAGAAUAUAUUUUAUUUUUAGUACUGAAGCAUAAUGCAUAACUUUUUAUAAUAAUUGUGUCCACUGUCUAGUCUGGGUCUUAACUGUAUCAUGCAUCAUAGAAUUGUAUGUAAAAAGACCAUUGGUACAUGUAUGACACACCGUGAAGCAAGAUGGCUUGCCUGUAUUUCCUUCUCUGUUUUUCAUGUAGGAUACAUUCUGCAACAUGAUUCCAAACAUAAGAAACAGAAUUGUAACUUUUGUUUAAACCUGUAACUUUGCAGUAAUGUGCAAAGAAUUCACCCAACCUACCUUUAUUCAAAUUAAGCAGUAUCAUUUUACUAGUUCGGGGACAUUGCCUUUAAGCAAAGAGUAAUAGGACACAUUUUAAUGCAUCAUGUGUAGUGUACAUACGGUAUUGUCCGUGUACAAUGCGUACAUUGUAUGCCAUAUGGCUAUGGCAGCGUACCGCUAGCAUGAGAGGAAAGAAGGGAAAGGUAUACAGCUUUCUCUGGAGAAGUGUGAAUAGUACCAAUUGACAAGAAAGAUUAUCCACUUGGGUCUAUGAUUGAAGAAGCUGGGCAGGCCUAUGAGAUUGUCAACUAUCUGAUUUGUAUUUUAAAAAAUACUUGAUUACUUUUAACUUUUAAAGGCUGAUUGAAAAUGUCUGACAUCCUGAGAAAUUUUUUUAAUGUAUGAGUUAUAAUAAAAUAAUGGUUUGCUUUAAACUUCUCAAAGCUCAUGACACUGUCAUUAAUGAAACCAUCUGAAGUGCAUUAAAAUAGAAAAACACUAAAAAA